This is a messenger RNA of Colletotrichum chrysophilum, 939 nucleotides long. RefSeq lists its product as uncharacterized. The record is from RefSeq and is a predicted model, not a curated record. The transcript has 2 exons. Lineage: Eukaryota; Fungi; Ascomycota; Sordariomycetes; Glomerellales; Glomerellaceae. Bases 1 to 939 code for a protein of 312 amino acids.
AUGUCGACCCGCGGCGGACGAGGUGGACGAGGCGGUCGGGGCUUCAGCAGAGGGCCCGCAGGCGGCGGUGGACGCGGCAAUCGCGCACCUUCAGGGCCAUGGGGGAGGUUGAAGCCCGUCGACCUGGAUCCGCUUGACAGCAUCGGGUUGCCGUCUAAGGGUGACACCCGACUGCUCGACUUCAAGACCCAGGAACGGUACUACACCAAGAUCGUUGAGCGGUACAUGACAUUCUGCUCCGACGCAGGCGAGCGCGACGAGCUCCUCCGCCGCUUCGCCUCCCUCGACAUCAAAGACACCAUCUCCCCGCCCUCGCCGCGCCUCCUCCCGCCCGACGACCCCGCCAACACGAAAGCCCUCUCGGACGUGAUGAUGGCGCUGCGCAAGCUGCGCGAGGGCAUCGUCGCCUCCAAGCGCAUCGACGAGUUCGCCAUCCAGGCGUACCUCUUCAACAUCCGCCUGUCCGUGCUCGUCAAGCACCCGGAGUCGUACCACCCGGCCAUCCUGCACGUCCUGCGCGUCAUCCAUCCCGCGCAGAACCUCACCAGCGUCGAGCUGCAGGAGGUCCUCGGCUACCUCGUCCUCGACGCGGCCUGCCGGCGGGGAGACCUCGCGGAGGCGUACGCGAUCAGGCAGAGGUACAGGUUGAAGGAUGCCAAGGUGGACGCGGUGCUGGCGGCGCUGGCGCAUGAUAACUUUGUGGCGUUCCGCAGGGUGCAGAGGAGCGUGGACGGGCACCGGGCCAAGUUGUUGGAGUUUGCGGACGGGGAGAUGCGGACGCAUGUGUUGAAGUGCUUUGGGAGGACGUAUUUGGGUGUAGAUCUGGAGUGGUUGGAGAGGUGCGCGGGCGAGAAGUGGGAUGUGUUGACGGGGCAGCGAGAGGUCGGGUGGGAGCUUGACGGGAAGAGGGUCGUUAUUCGGAAGGUUAGGGCGAAGUGA